AAAAAUCAACCUUCAGCACUUCAGUUUAUUGGGUCUGACAGCUCAGCUUGUCAAUGGCACAAGUUGCCUUUCUUCCUCGGAUAAUUGUCUCUGCAGACACAAGCAAAGCUCCAUUGAAGCCACUGAGAAGAACCCAGAGGUCUAGAACUUCCAUUUCUACUAAUAAAAGAGUUCCUCGCAGUCCUUUACAAAGAACCAAGUUGAAUGUGGAGGUUUCUCCUCACAGAGCUGUGUCAGCUGUGAGGUUGAUGAGAAUAGAGCUAGGUGGUGCAUUUGCUGACCUCUUGAAUGAGAAAGGGAAAGGCUCUGGUGAUAAUGAGAUGGGAUAUGUUGAGAGAACUCUUGGAUUUUGCACUAAAGAAUUAGAUUAUCGAGAUCUUAGAUUGGUCACUGAUGUUGUUGGGGGUACAAUUCGUUGGAGGAGAUAUCUUGAUCAUUUGAUUUGUUCACUAUGCCAUGAAGAGAGCACAUUUAGACACAUGGAACCUCUACUUUUGCAGAUUCUAAGAAUUGGUGUCUAUGAGAUUGUCAAGCUAGAUAUGCCACCAUAUGCUGUUGUAGAUGAGAACGUGAGACUUGCGAAGGUUGCUCUAAGACCUGGUGCUGGUAAUAUGGUCAAUGGGAUUCUGCGGAAGCUAGUGGUACUUAAGGAAAAAAAUUCUCUUCCUCUACCAAUAUUGGAAGGUGAUGAUCGUGCCCAAGCACGUGCUCUGGCCACACUUCAUUCUCAUCCUGUUUGGAUGGUAAGGCGAUGGACAAAGUACCGUGGACAAGAGGAAGCAAUUAAAUUGAUGGUGUGGAACAACAGCGAUCCCGGUUUUAGCUUGAGAGCAAACGUUGGAAGAGGUGUUACAAGAGCUGACCUUGUGAAGCAGCUUAAUUUGUUGAAGGUGUCACAUGAGCUCUCAUUGUAUUUGGAUGAUUUUAUCCGCAUGAAAACUGGAUUGCAGACUGUUAUACAAGCGGGAUUACUGAAACAAGGUUUAUGUGCAGUCCAAGAUGAGAGUGCAGGUUUGGUAGUUUCUAUUGUGGAUGCUCAACCGGGUGAGAGCAUUGUUGACUGCUGUGCUGCUCCUGGAGGAAAAACAGUUUAUAUGGCAUCCCGUAUGAGUGGCCAAGGCAUGGUAUAUGCAAUUGACAUUAACAAAGGACGGUUGAGAAUCCUUAGAGAGACAGCCAAGUUGCACCAAGUUAGUAGUGUCAUCACAACCAUCCACAGUGAUUUUCGUAUCUUUGCAGACAGUGAGUUGGCAAAGUAUGACAAAGUUCUAUUGGAUGCUCCGUGUUCUGGACUUGGUGUCCUCUCCAAGAGGGCAGACUUGCGUUGGAAUAAGAGCUUGGAAGAUUUGGAAGAACUUAAAAAUUUGCAGGAUGAGCUCCUUGAUGCAGCUUCCUUACUCGUAAAGCCGGGUGGAGUUUUGAUUUACAGUACCUGCUCCAUAGACCCUGAAGAGAAUGAAGAAAGGGUGGACGCAUUUCUUCUCAGGCAUCCGGAAUUCAGUGUUGACCCUGUUGAUAGAUUUGUUCCACCUGAUUUUGUAUCAGAACGCAGUUUCUAUUAUUCCGAUCCAGUAAAACAUUCACUAGAUGGUGCCUUUGCUGCACGUCUAGUUCGAGCCUUGUAAAGAAACGCCAUCAAACCUCAUGUUGGGAACCCAAAUUUUGUCCGAAGUAUACACUGCAUGUUUCUGCAUACCAGUUCUGGAAACAUAACCAAAAGAAGAUGGUGGUUCAGCCCCGACUAACUAGCUUCCAUUGACACCCGCGUGUCAGCUGAUGACAUCGGACAACAACAAGACAAGUGACAACUACUUGAGGAGGCUAUUAACAAUGCAUUCUGAUUGAUUUUGACAGAGAAGAAUUACAGGCAUUUCCCUCCAUUCAUGAUCUGCAAAAUGUUCAUUGUUCAUAUCUGUUAAUUACAUUUUGCCUUAGUGGUCACUUUGAGGUUUUGGCAGUAGAAUGAUUAACAUUAUCUAAUCUGGAAUGAAUCAUGGAACAAGAUAUGUGUACCAUCCUGUUAAUUUUUAGCGUUAUGCACUUAUCAUAAAUAAUUAUAUAAUAUGCUUAGAUUUAUUGGAUUUGUUGCUCAAA
Messenger RNA from Pistacia vera, 2094 nucleotides. RefSeq names its product probable ribosomal RNA small subunit methyltransferase B. Gene Ontology annotation, biological process: regulation of DNA-templated transcription; RNA methylation. The coding region runs from base 54 to 1625 and encodes 523 amino acids. NCBI's taxonomy places the organism in Eukaryota, Viridiplantae, Streptophyta, Magnoliopsida, Sapindales, Anacardiaceae. Gene Ontology annotation, molecular function: methyltransferase activity; RNA binding. The transcript is spliced from 18 exons. The record is from RefSeq and is a predicted model, not a curated record.